Molecule: messenger RNA, 4059 nt
Organism: Eimeria acervulina
Lineage: Eukaryota; Apicomplexa; Conoidasida; Eucoccidiorida; Eimeriidae
Exons: 14
Coding region: 1-4059 (1352 amino acids)
Source: RefSeq, a predicted model, not a curated record
AUGGAGAGCCCCCCGAACCUCGGCUGCGUUUCACCUGCAGCAACAGCAGCAGCAGCAGCAACAAUAGGCCCACCAGCAGCCACAUCAACAGCAUCAGCAACAGCAGCAGCAGCAGCAACAACAACAACAGCAGCAGCAACAACAACAACAGCAGCAGCAACAACAGCAGCAAGAACUGGGAGCACCCGCUUUGCUGCUACCUCUUGGCGUGCAUCUUUAAGGUCGUCUGUCUCCUCCUUUAGCUUUCAAUUACUCUUUACUGCUGUUUGUCUCUGCUGCUUUUUCUGUCUCCUCGAGCUUUCUCUGCCUUCUCCUACGCAAGCAGCAGCAACAGCAGCAGCAGCAGCAGCUCUUGCUGCUGCUUCUCCAGGCCCCUUCUCCUUUGUCUUGCUUGCUGCUGCUUCGAGCACAGAGAUAUUCCCUGAAGCAGCAGCAGCAGCAGCAGCAGCAGAAGCAGAAGAAGAAGAUGAUGACUCCGACUUCUUGUCUCUAUCGACGGAGAGCAGCAGCAGCAGCCCCGAAGCAGCAGCAGCAGCAGCAGCAGCAGCAGCUGACUAUGACCUGAUUGGAGCUGCUGCUUCAGCUCUGCUGCAUGAAGAUGCUGCAGCAAAUACACCAUACGGGGGCCCUCUAGAAGAAGCCGAGAGACAGCGAGAAGAUUUGCUGCCAGCAGAGGAGACAGAAGAGACACAGCUGCAACAGUAUCUGCAUGAAGAAGAGGAGCUUUCUAUCCCUACUGCUGCUGCUCCUGCUGCUCCUGCUGCUGCUGCUGCUGCUGAUGAGCUGCUAGAGGAGACAGAGCACGAUCUACCCCUUCCUUUAGAUAUAUAUUCACCUGAGACGGAAGAAGCAGCAGCAGCAGCAGCAAGAGAACCCGCAGCAGCAGCGGCAGCAGCAGCAGCAGCAGCAGCAGAAACAGAAAUACAUGUCCCAUCAAAAUACAAAUGGGCCGCGUUUUGUUUGCGCGAAUACUUGGAGGAGGCCUUCAACAGCUGGGAUCUGCUGCUGCAGCAAAGCUGCAGCAGCAGCAACCAGCUGUUUCCGUCUUACUAUCUGAUGCACAAGCAGCAGCAGCAGCAGCAGCAGCAGCAGCAGCGCAACAGAAUUCCUCUUGCUGCUCAAUCGGCAUUUCUGGUGUAUCCUCUCUUAGUUCAUUUGUAUCAGGUGUAUGGGGAGCUUCCUCUGAGUGUACAGAGAGCUAUAUCAUCAUUAGCUGCAUACUUAAACGGGAAGGAGUUGCUGCUAAUCCCUGCUGCUGUUAUUCCUACUGAGGUGUAUAUACACCUCGGCGCUGCUGCACUACCUGAGCUGCUGCAGGAAGAGCCCAGCGACGAAACAGACACCGCCAGCAGCAGCAGCAGCAGCAGCAGCAGCAGCAGGAGCAGCAGGAAGAGGAAGGAGCUGGCGUCGCUGGUCAGGAGUUUUCCUCUGCGUGUUCUUGAUGCUACAUCUCAAUCGCCUCUUUAUGCUGCAGAUGCUGCAGCUAAAAAAGAAAUAGCAGCAAAUCUACUCGGAGAUCUCGGAGACCCCUUAUAUCCUUUUAAUGAUGCUCCUGACUUCUCUUCUUCUCUUCGCUUAAUUCAAUCUGCAAGACAAUUAGCAGCAACAGUCGGGCUGAGCAUGCAGAAACACGGAGAAGAGAUGGCUUCGACUUAUUCACAAAUAUCUGCAAUUGAGGAGACAGAAGCAGAAGAGAUGCAGCAAGCAGCAACGCCGCACUUGCUGCCUUCCCCAGCAGAAGCAGCAGAAGCAGCAGCAGCAGCAGCAGCAAAAGCAGCAGCAGAAGCAGCACCAGCAGCAGAACCAACAGCACCACCAGCAGAAGAAGCAGCACCGGCAGCAGCACCAACAGCACCACCAGAGGAAGAAGCAGCAGCAGCAGCAGCAGCAGCAGCAGCAGCUAGCGAAAAAGCAGAGCUAGCUAUAGAAGCAAGAGAAGCGCCUCCACAAGAGAUACAGCUUACCCCUGCGGAGCAGCUGGAGGCUGCAGAAGAAGAAGAAGAGAAAGAAGAAGAAGACGAGAAAAAAGAAGAAGAGAGACAGAGAGAAGAGGAAAGAAAAACAGCAAUUAUAACAGAAAAGGAGACAUGCAUUUGGGUGUACACUGUACAACAGAAGGAGACACGGCUUUCUCUGGGUGGAGCUGCUGCUGCUGCUGCAGCAGUUGCUGCAUUUAAAAGGCCUUUAAGACAGCGACAGAGAGAAGAAGAAGAGAGACAGAAGAAAGAAAAGGAGACAGAAGAAGAAGGAGAGAAGGAAGAAGAGCAAGAAGAAAAGGAGACAGAAGAAAUAGCAAAAGCUGCAGAGACAGCAGAAAAGAAGGCAGGCGGUCUGUCUCUGGGUGCUGCAAUGCGUGUUGCUGCUGCUGUUGCUGCAUUUAAAAGGAGACAGCAGCAGAAGAAGGAGACAGCAGCAGAGGCGCUUAAAGCAGCAACAGAGGAGACACUUGAAGCUGGAGAAAGAGAAGAAGCAGAAGAAGAAAAGGAGACACUAGAAAUAGAGGAGGCAGCACAACAGCAGCAAGAGAAGAAGGAAGAAGGGCCCGCAGCUAUUGCUGCUGCUGCAGCAGAAGAAGCAGCAGAAGAAGAGGAGACACUAGAAAUAGAGGAGACAGCACAGCAACAGCAAAAGAAAGAGAAAGAAAUGCCUGAAGCUGUUGCUGCUGCUGCAGCAGAAGAAGCAGCAGAAGAGGAGGAGACAAAAGCAAUAGAGGAGACAGCACAGGAGACGCAAAAGAAAGAAGAAGAAAGGCCUGUAGCUGUUGCUGCUGCUGCAGCAGAAGAAGCAGCAGAAGAAAAGGAGACACUAGAAAUAAAGGAGACACAACAAGCCCCCGAACCAGAAAAAGAGGAAGAGCUGUUAAUUGCUGCAGCAGCAACAGAAGAAGCAGAGGAAGAAAGAGAAACAACCGCAGAGGUGUCUCCUAUGGAGAAGAAAUUAUGUCCGGGUUCGAAGCCCCCGUCUCCUGCGGAGUUUCACAGAGAGUUUGCGGUGUCUGUACACCCCAACGCAAAGAAGGAAAUCCUAAAGAGAGCAGCAGCAGCAUUAAGAGAGACAGAAAUUAGACUAAGAGGAGCAGCGUGGGGCGACAGCUUUAAUAUUCUUCUUAGUCUUCUUCAGCAGCAAACUGCUGAUGCACAAUUUAUUGAUAAACUCAAAGAGCAACUGUUGAAGACGAAUCAAUUGGAGGGGGAACUGCUGGCUCUAUCUGAGGAGUACACUGCGGAGACAGCGCCGCAUGCACCUGCAGCAGCAGCAGCAGCAGCAGCAGGAGCAGCAGCAGCAGCAGCAGCAAGUCGCCCCAAAGACAGAAGAAAAGAAAAGGAGACAGUGAAGAAAGCAGCAGAUCUCCUGCAGCAAAUAGCAGAAGACACCUUCAUGGGUUUAUCGAGACUAAAGAAAUAUAUUAAGUGCUGCGACAUAAACAAAGACAGCAAACAACAGCACUGGGGGCUGACGCCUAAGACUGCUGCAGCUUCUCUAAACCCUCUACUCUCUAAGAAGGCUUUAAAGCUAAUCAGCAAGUGCUUGAUGAAGAGGGUUUCGUUUGCAGCUGAAGGGCGCAAGAAAGCAGAAAGAAGAAAGCAAUUCUUGCAGCACCUAAAGAAAUGUGUAGACGACAACAUAAAGGCCUUCCACGAUUUCUUUGAUGCGUCUUCUUGUUUGCUGCACCGACAGUUUAUGUCGCUGCCAUACAAAGACCGCGAGGAGCUGCUUUCUGCUGUCUCCUUUCCUGAGCCUCCACCUGUCUCCUUUCUAGCAACUGUCUCCUCAGCUGUCUCCCCAGCUGUCUCCUCAGUGUCUCUUGAUGAGGCGUCUUCUUAUAUAGAGCUCUUAAACGGCAUAUAUUUGCAGUCUUCUGCUUCUGAGUUGUCUCCGUCUGAAAGAGAGCAGCAGUUGGAGGAGCUUGUCUCUUUAUUUGAAGCUGCAGAGACAGCAGAAAAGGAGACAGACAUAAAAGACAAGCUAGCUGUCUUCAGCGAUAUUGUUAUUGAAGUGUCUCUUGUGCCUCCUCAUCAGCUUAUCUGGGCUGUAUACGCAGGUAUUUAUUUAUUUUAA